CCUUUGCUAGUCCUGGCCUUGCCAUUUUCAGUCCUCCUUCUGCCCAAAGAUUGCGUCUGCAGGCCAGCCGCAUAAGUAUGGCCGACUAUGAGGCUCUUCAUUAUGAUAAAGAAAAACUCAAGGCUGCAUCCAUUCCAUUAGGAAUAAUUGUUGUAGAGAAUGAUUCAGAUCUUGAAGUUGUUAGGAAUCGAAUUAAUCAUUUGCAAGAGGACAACCUUGGAGUGUCGAACUCUGCCAUUACUCAGAAACUAUCCCCAAACUGGUGCUUUCUAGAUUCAACGACAGCAGAACGUUUCUUUCGAAUUGAUCGCUCGCAGGAACAUUUGCAUUACAUCACGGACAUUUCCUCGGAGGAUCUGUACAUCCUGGACCCUGAUCUGCUUGUGCCUAGUGGCUUGAAUCCACAGGACAGCCCUUGGCAGAUGGUGGCAAGCAGAGAGAAAGGUUACGAAGCAGCAGUCACGGAUGUCCCAGAUGGUGCUGCAGAGGGCAAGUUAGACCAUCUUAACCUUGUGUUCAGUAUGCCAGUCACUCCUCCCAGGUCACCAGGCUGUAUGCUUGGACCAGAAAGCCGAGACAAUUCCCUCCUGCCCCAUUCCCCCACAUCUAGUAACAGUUUACUCUACAAUCUAGAUGUUUGUGCCUUGUGUAAGAUCUCAGCAGGCGUAGUGCAUGAUGUAGUGGAGUCUGGCGCAGCAGCUGGAGCCUUAAUAAGAAGGUCUUUCCCUACCACUCCCAUAACUCCAGUUAGUAGUAAUGAGUUAUUCCUGAAAGAGUUUAUGAGCAAGAUACAGCAAAGACGACGCUCUGAACCAGGCACCCCCAAUUCCAGUGCUGAAGAGAGAAAGUCCAGCUUCCAGGCUGUUGCUCCAGUAACUUCUGAUGCUGCGCUGACAAUACCAGUAGCCACAAAACAGACAGUAACAGUGCCCACAGAUAAAAUGCUGAUAGAUUCAUCUAAAAGAGGAGAUUUAGUCAGGAUAAUGGAGCUUCAUCGUGGAGGUGCAAACCUGUUAGCAACUGAUCAGUAUGGCAUGACUGCAUUACAUCAUGCAUCACGUUUCGGGCAUAAAGAGGUUGUCAAGUUCCUCAUAGAGAAUGCACCACCUGUCAUUUUAGAUAUUGUGGAUCUAGAAAAAGGCCAGACGGCCCUCCACAAGGCUGCCUGGUAUCAGCGUCGCACCAUCUGCUGUAUGUUGGUGGCAGCAGGGGCAUCACUCACUAAGAAGGACUACCAGGGCAAUACUCCCAGGUUACAAGCUCUAAAAGCAGAAGACAUGGAGCUGGCUGCUUACUUAGAGAGCCAGGAACAUUUUCAGCUGGUUGUUUCUGAAGAUCACGAGACUGCAGUGUAACAGUGUUGUUUUGCAAGGAGUUCAUAGCAUUUGGUUAUUGGGGUUUAGCUUCAAACAUUGUGAAUUUGUUCAUCAUAAGAAGUGAUUUUGAGUUGAAAAACUUUCAGACUCGGUAGUACUUCAUGAUAUAUUUGUUGGAAAGGACUACCAGACAAAGAUUUUGCAGGAAAUGUUUAUCCUAAGAAAUGUUUUAUAGAGUAAAAGAAAAUGAAAUUAUGGCUCUUACUAAAAGGGACAAAUUAAGUUGUGAGAGGAAGAUGCAAGAAACAGUUUAAAAUGAGAAAAUUCUGUAAUGCGGUCCUAACCUUCGUAUUGUGAAAGAGAAACAGUACGCGUGUGUGAGUUUUUUUGAAAGAACAAGUGUAAGCAGUUAACAGUUAAUGCAGAAUAUGUAGUUUUCUGUUGUGGAUAUGCAGUCAUUUAUCUGUGAAGGGAGAAAUGGCACACUGUGAUGUACUAGUACUGCAUGGAACACAGACAAAUAUAGAGAUGUUGUUGUCAAAGAUGACGAUGCAAGCAUUAUUACAUAAUAUCUCUUACCUGCACUGUAUUGCAUACAACUAUUUUAACCAAAAAAUGAAGAAUUGUUGACAUUGUACAGAUUAACAUAAUGUACCUGUGUGUAUGCAGUGAUGUCUUUAUCUUCUGCACAAUAUAUAUGUUGGUCAUGAAGAGUCUAAUAAUGUACUUACUGUACUAGAAAUUUAAGUAUAUUAACCCAUAGCAUUUUUGGAAGCAUUCCAACUGCUCAAGUUUCCCAAAUGAUAUUUAAUGCAAUGAUUAUACUCUAUGGAAUUGUACAAUUAUUUCUGUGUAUAGAAGUAAAAAUGAAGUGGAUGCAAUGGUUCUACAGCAACUGGAAAGCAGUAUUGUACUUGAUGCAGGAUUUAUUUUGUUAUUUCUAAGUACAAGGCAACAGACAGCCUGAAUAAUCUGAUUGAAGCCAGUUUAUUGAAUUUUCAUUGCUGGUUUGUUUUCUGUGUUUUGUUCACCUCUCAGUGCUAACAAGGUUGCCAGUCAUCAUAUCUAAUGAGGCAUUUUAGCCCAAAUCAUUUCCCAGCUAGGACAGUUUGGUGACAAUUCGCACAAAGCACAUAAUUUUGUCCACUGGUAACUUUUAAAGUCAAAUGUCAUUCUUGCUUGUAUCAUCGAACAGCAUUUGAUCAGACAAUUGUCAGAUUGUGAUAUUUCUUCAAAUAAGUUGUUGGCAUCCAUGUUACAUUCUCUGGUACAGUGAUUUGCUAGGUAAAACUUUCAUAUCAAGCUGGACUUGAAUGACUUAUUUAAUACUAAUUAGAAAGUUUUUUAAUUAAGAUUAAUUUAUUUGAAAUAUUUUACUAAUUCUAGAAGUGAAAAAAAAAAACACCAGACAUUGUCAGGAUAAAUAACUUAAAUGAUGCCACAGCAUUGUGCAUUUAUGCACUUUAAAUGUUUAUUAAGUAAUUGUUCUCAGUAUUCUUCUCUGUCUCUAGCUUAUCAAUAUAUGUUAAGAAUUAGAAUAAGUGUUUUGUUUUAUCAUGCGUACACAUAAUUAAAAGUCUAACUUGAUAGCAGAUGGGUGAAGUAAUAGACUUUAUUAUGAUGCACUUUGAAUUAUCCAGUAUCUUAUAUUGCAACUAGAAUAGACAAGGAUUUGAAUGAAAAGCUGCAGAUAUGAUUCUUGGUACCUGAGCUUUAAGCAAAUGAAUUUUAUGACUGUUGUAUAUAUAUAAAGCAAACUCAAGGAAAAAUGUCUGCUUACUUUUUGAGUGUGGUGGUAUUUCAUUAAAUGGCAUGUAGCAUCUUUUUUCAUUCUUUUGAACAAGUUUUGUGAUUGGAAAGAUUGCACAGUUCAUUUAGUUAAUUUUCUUCAGUUACUUUCCUGUUUUGUGAAGGUUAAUUUACUGGAGAUUGGCUCUCCUGUUAUCUAUAUAAGUGAUGUAAACAAUGCAGUAAGCCAGAGUACUGUAACAUGGAGCAAGUUUUCUUAGGGUUACUUUGAGAACAUUGAGAUAUAUAUAUCAGUAGAUAUAUAAAGCAGUAGAUAGUUGACAUGUUUAAAAUUCUUUUCCCCUUUAUGAUUUAUUCUAGUCAGUAUAUCAGUGACUUUGCUUCAUUUUAAGCUUCAUGAUAACUCAUUUAAUUGCAAAUAAAAGCUAGCAGGGCACUGACUGUUCCCACCUGUGAAGCACAUGCUUAAACAGAUGCAACCUUCUUGUAUCUUGUGCUGCUUUUGUAAUAGUAGAGUAAAUAAGAAGGUUGUAGGUCUUAGGUGAUUUUGUUUAAUAUGGCUUUAGGUUGUCUUGAAAUCCCAGCAUGAGCAAAGAACACACUGAGGUUGUGCUGACCUGGUAAUAUAUUCAGAAGACCUAUUUUGAUAUUCCUUAUAUAAAAAAACAAUUUUUAAUAAUAAAAAAAUUAACC
This is a messenger RNA of Lingula anatina, 3758 nucleotides long. Its product is annotated as diacylglycerol kinase zeta. Gene Ontology annotation, molecular function: protein binding; ATP-dependent diacylglycerol kinase activity. The record is from RefSeq and is a predicted model, not a curated record. NCBI's taxonomy places the organism in Eukaryota, Metazoa, Brachiopoda, Lingulata, Lingulida, Lingulidae. Gene Ontology annotation, biological process: phospholipase C-activating G protein-coupled receptor signaling pathway. Gene Ontology annotation, cellular component: plasma membrane.